Molecule: messenger RNA, 1755 nt
Organism: Boleophthalmus pectinirostris (great blue-spotted mudskipper)
Lineage: Eukaryota; Metazoa; Chordata; Actinopteri; Gobiiformes; Gobiidae
Gene: gad2
Product: glutamate decarboxylase 2
Exons: 16
Coding region: 1-1755 (584 amino acids)
Biological process (GO): GABA shunt
Cellular component (GO): cytoplasm
Molecular function (GO): glutamate decarboxylase activity; pyridoxal phosphate binding
Source: RefSeq, a predicted model, not a curated record
AUGGCAUCGCACGGCUUCUGGUCCCUGGGCGCGGACAACACAGGGGCAAACACCGGGAGUCAGAGCCCCAGCACGCCCAGGGCUUGGUGCCAAGCGGCGGCCCAGAAAUUACCUGUAGGAAUUGGAUCAAAAUUAUGUGCGCUGCUAAAUGUGGGAGAAGGGGAAAAACCCGUGGAUCCUGGCGCCAAACAGCCGCCACCGAGCGCCCCUGGCCCCGGCUGCGGCUGCACCAAAACCUGCACCUGCAACAAGACUGCCGACUUCUCUGACCUCUAUUCAACAGAUCUCCUCCCGGCCGCGGACGGAGACUCCAAAACCAUGACGUUCCUACAGGAGGUAGUGGACAUUUUACUGGCCUACAUCGUGGAGUCCUUUGACCGGGAGACCAAAGUGAUAGACUUCCAUUACCCGAACGAACUUCUCCAGAUGAACAACUGGGAGCUCCAGAACCAGCCCGCCUCGCUCGAUGACAUCUUAAUCAGCUGCCGCGCCACGCUCAAAUACGCCAUCAAAACAGCCCACCCCAGGUACUUCAAUCAGCUUUCUACAGGCUUAGACAUGGUUGGACUAGCAGCUGACUGGCUAACAUCCACAGCCAACACCAAUAUGUUCACAUAUGAGGUGGCCCCUGUCUUUGUGCUUCUGGAAUACGUCACUCUGAAGAAGAUGAGGGAGAUUAUUGGUUGGUCGGAUGGGCGCGGAGAUGGCAUUUUCUCUCCUGGUGGUGCUAUUUCCAAUAUGUACGCCAUGCUGCUGGCCCGAUUCAAGAUGUUCCCUGAAGUGAAGGAGAAAGGAAUGUCAUGCAUCCCCAAGCUGGUGGCCUUCACAUCUGAGCAUAGCCAUUUUUCCAUCAAAAAAGGCGCGGCAGCCCUGGGCAUCGGCACAGAGAGCGUGGUGUGCAUCAAAGCAGAUGAAAGCGGCAAAAUGAUCCCAGCCGACCUUGAGAGAAGAAUACUGGAGGCCAAACAGAAGGGGCUUGUUCCUUUCUUUGUCAGCGCGACUGCCGGAACAACUGUCUAUGGCGCCUUUGAUCCACUUAUUGCUGUUUCAGAUAUUUGCAAAAAGUAUAACAUCUGGAUGCAUGUGGAUGGUGCUUGGGGAGGGAGUCUGCUCAUGUCAAGGAGACACCGGUGGAAGCUGGAUGGUGUUGAAAGGGCCAAUUCAGUAACAUGGAACCCACACAAGAUGAUGGGUGUGCCUCUGCAGUGUUCUGCUCUGUUGGUCAGAGAGGAGGGUUUGAUGCAGAGUUGCAACCAGAUGCACGCCUGCUACCUGUUCCAGCAGGACAAGCACUACGACCUUUCCUACGAUACCGGGGACAAGGCUCUGCAGUGUGGACGCCAUGUGGACAUCUUCAAACUGUGGCUCAUGUGGAGGGCCAAGGGCACCAUUGGCUUUGAGGCUCAGAUAGACAAGUGUCUGGAGCUGUCAGAGUACCUCUACAACAAGAUCAAGGACAGAGAAGGAUAUGAGAUGGUCUUUGAUGGGAAACCUCAGCACACCAACGUCUGCUUCUGGUACCUGCCCCCUGGGGUCCGCUACAUCGAGGACAAAGAGGAGAAAAAGAAACAGUUGCAUAAGGUGGCCCCGGUAAUAAAGGCACGCAUGAUGGAGUACGGCACCACCAUGGUCAGCUACCAGCCACAGGGGGACAAGGUCAACUUCUUCCGCAUGGUCAUCUCCAACCCGGCCGCCACAUUCGAGGACAUCGACUUUCUUAUUGAGGAGAUCGAGAGGCUGGGACAGGACCUAUAA